Messenger RNA from Drosophila sulfurigaster albostrigata, 1604 nucleotides. Its product is annotated as PRKR-interacting protein 1 homolog. Gene Ontology annotation, cellular component: nucleolus. Gene Ontology annotation, molecular function: protein kinase binding; protein kinase inhibitor activity; double-stranded RNA binding. NCBI's taxonomy places the organism in Eukaryota, Metazoa, Arthropoda, Insecta, Diptera, Drosophilidae. Bases 56 to 799 code for a protein of 247 amino acids. Gene Ontology annotation, biological process: negative regulation of protein kinase activity. The transcript is spliced from 2 exons. The record is from RefSeq and is a predicted model, not a curated record.
AAGCGUAAGAGAAUGGCAAAUUUACUAAACUCGAUGUCAACAACGACAAACAAACAUGUCGUUGAUUAAAAACUUAGUUAAAGAAACUGAAAACAAGCCGCGUAAGAAGAAAAAGAAUGCGGACUCGGAAGGCAGUGAUUCUGAUGGUAAGGACAAGCCGCUGGGGCCUUUUAUCAAAUCCGCCACUGAUUUGCAAAGGUUGAAAUUAGAGAAGCUGAUGAAAAAUCCCGAUAAGCCUGUGGUCAUACCUGAGCAACGUCGCGAGCGGGAUUAUAUGUCCUCGGUACCCACAUUUGUGCGAAAUGUGAUGGGCAGCAGUGCGGGUGCGGGCUCUGGCGAAUUUCAUGUUUAUCGCCAUCUACGACGGAAGGAAUACGCCCGCCAAAAGAAUAUACAAAACCAGAGCUUACGCGAGGCCGCGGACGACGCCUUUCAACAGAAACUGGAUGAUAAUAAGCGUAUUGCCGAGGAGCGCACAGCAAAGAAACGUGCUAAGCGCCUAAAAAAGAAACAGCGGGCAAAGCAACCGCGUGAACAGAAAUCAAAUGAAACUAAGAAGCCGGAAGAAAGUGGAUCCAAUGAAAGUGCGUCGGAAGCAGAACAAGAUGAAGAGGCUCCCCCGAUAAAGAAAAACAAAGAUACUGAAGGUGCAGAGGAAGAGAUCAGUGGCGCAGCAUCGACGUCACAGCAAUUGGAGAGCACAAAAAAAAUUGAAACCGAUGAAAGGACAAAGCAAAGUGAUCCUGUAGUCGAGUCAUCAGAACCAGUAGCAGAGUCUGCUUCUCAAACGGAUUCUUAACUUAAUAUAUUGUACAUCAAAUAAAAAUAGUUCUUGAUUUAUUAGUGAAACAAGUAUGUUUUUAUUUAUUUUACGUAUGUAUAUAUAUAGUAUUUAUAUAUAUAGAUUAACCAUUUUAUUUUGUUGUUUAACGAUACAAUUGCCACUGUAGAUAAAAUUGGCUCUUUACCGUUAGCAUUUUGUUCAUCAUUUGAGGCCAUCAUAGUAAAGCAGCUCUGGUGAUAAAUUGAAGCGUUUAGGAAAUAUGCAUUGUGUUUUUAAUGUGUGUAAUAGAGUACGGAUCGCAUGAUUCGCAUAUCUUAUGCUAAAUGUUCGUGUAAAGUGCAUAAAAUUCAAGAGUUCUGCAAAUGUUUUAAACUCUAUCGAGUCGAAAGUACUCGACUACAACUGCCCUGAAUAUCGGCAAAUGCAUAUAGAGCAUAUCAAUUGCGAUUAAUUGUUGUUUCCAUUUGUGUGUCUUGUUUUGUUUCUUGAAGAAUCAAAUUUAUUAUUGUUUACAUUAAUUGUUGUAGUUUUAGUUUAAAUUCACAAUCCGGUUGUUGUUGUUCUUCAUCUUUUAUAUAUGAAAUGUUUUCAAUGUUCCACAAAUAAUUAAUAAUGUUUACACAUAUACAAUCAUAUGGUUUGCCUUUGCACUUAGAUCGAUUAAUUAUAUUUAAAUUUGCAGCAUUUUUCCUAGCGUAAAUCAUACUUUGAACUUAAAGCAAACUUAAACUUGUACACAUUUUAUAGGUUUCUUUGUAAUAAACACCCAGUGCCAUUUAAAAAAUGAACAAAUCGGUAUUUUUUGUUGUUUUUGUUUAGA